This is a messenger RNA of Symbiodinium sp. CCMP2592, 543 nucleotides long. The record is from the annotation of a GenBank genome assembly. NCBI's taxonomy places the organism in Eukaryota, Dinophyceae, Suessiales, Symbiodiniaceae.
AUGGCCUCAUCCACUGAAGAGCGAGAAGAUGCUUCUUCGUCUGCGCCGUCCCUGCACCCGGAGCUGCGUGCUCGAUUGCACGCUUUGGCGAAGGACGAGCCUCCCGUGGCGGAGGUCACUAAAGACAGCAAAAGCUCAGUCAAAAAGGCCAAGGGCGGUCUCGACUCAGACGUGGACAGCUUGCUUCAGCAGCUGGAGGCACUGGACUCCCGCAGCCAGGCACUGCAGCGGGAGGAUCGGAAGGACCACGCAAGGUGGCGCAAGGACGAUCAGGCAGAUUCCAAGGGCAAGACCGAAGCGGCAGCGAAGGGCAAGGAGACGCCCGUUGCCGCGGCCGCAUUGCGACAUCCCCUUCAGGCGGUCGAGCUGGUGCCAGGAGGCGACCGGGACAUCCGACUGCGGCCGAAGAAGCGAUCCGACCCGAGGACGGCCCCGUUCCCCUCGGGCAGCGUCGUGUCGCUACCACCGUUGAAGGGAUCAGCUUCUGCCCCCUGCUUGGUCUCGGGGCCUUUUUUGCGAGAGCGCCACCUUUCCAAAGCAUGA